AUGGUUGACGUUGGUGACGGCAUCAGCCUCCUUUCUCAAGGGACCGGCUAUGGAAUGAUCAUCGGUCUGGGAAUUUUGUUCGCGCUGAUCAUUCUGGCGGCAGUCAAGAUACAGAAGCUGUAUUUGAUGGAAGACUCGGGCAAAUCGGAAAUGUUUAUGGUCGCCAAUCGUUCCGUCGGCACCGGCCUUACCUGCUCGGCUGUGUUCUCCUCCUGGAUGUGGAUUAACGAGACGGUGUUCGCGUGUGUAUACUGUUACGAAUAUGGGAUCGCGGUGCCCAUGUGGUGGGGUGUUGGUCUGUCGUUCCAGAUCGCUCUGAUGGCCGUCCUGGGUGUGCUGGCGAAGAUCCGGGUGCCUUAUGCUCAUACCUCCCUCGAGAUCAUUCGCAGGCGUUAUGGCAAUCUGGGGCAUUUUGUCUUCACGGUUCUGAAUUUGAUUAACAAUAUCUUCGGAUGUUCGAGCAUGAUUCUGGCCGGAUCUCAGUUGGUCACGGGCAUCACGGGCAUGCAUCUGGCAGCUGCAACGAUUCUCCUACCUUUUGGAGUCGUGCUCUAUACCGCUGUAGGAGGAUUGAAAGCCACUUUCCUCACAGACUUCCUUCACACCACGAUUGCUCUGAUCCUGAUUAUCUACUUCACUCUUUCGGUUCUCGCCAACGAACAUAUCGGCGGCUUGCACGGCCUGUACGAUAAGCUGAUGGCCAAGGCGGGGACUUACUACAUCGAUGGAAAUUACGCUGGUUCUCUCCUGACCUUUAAAUCCAAAGGGGCGAUGAUGUUUGGUCUUAUUCUGAAAUUUGGCAAUCUUGCCUUAGUCACGAUGGAUACCGCAUUCUGGCAAAAGUCAUUUGCGUCUGAAGUACAUUCGACCGUUCCUGGUUACGAUCUCGCGGCUUUGGCUAUCUUUGCGGUCCCCUGGGGCUUGGGGACCGUCAUCGGUCUCAGCGCGAGAGUGGUCAACGAUCUGCCUAUCUUUCCCACUUACCCAAAGUCUCUUAAUGCGUCCGAGAUUAAUUCGGGAAUGGUUAUGCCCUAUACGGUCAAGGCGCUUCUGGGAAAUGGCGCCACUGUAGGGAUACUGUUACUUCUUUUUAUGGCCGUGACGAGCACGGUCUCGUCAUCCAUGAUUGCCGUUAGCAGUAUCAUUUCCUUCGAUGUGUACCGGACGUACAUCAACCCGAAAGCCACCGAUCGGCAAGUUGUCCGGGUCAGCCAUCUGGGUGUCGUUUUCCAUGGGAUCUUCAUAGCCGGGUUCGCUCUCGCUCUGAACUACGGCGGGGCGAACAUGAACUGGAUCAAUUACUUCUCACCCAUCCUCACCUGUCCGGGAAUCUUCCCACUGAUGAUGACGCUCUUCUGGUCCGGCCAGACCCGGUUAGCAGCCAUUGUGUCCCCCAUCCUCGGUUUGAUAACAGGGGUCUCCAUCUGGCUGGGCACGGCAUAUUCCCUUUACGGGAAGAUCUCUAUCGACACCACAUCUGCGCAGGCGCCGUCGCUGUACGGCAGUGUUGGUUCUCUUUUCUCCCCGAUUCUGUAUUCCGUGAUCAUCUCGUACAUCCGACCGCAAACCUUUGACUGGCGGGAGUUCCUACGGAUUAACCUGGUCGAGGACGAGUCGGAAACCGAGAUCUCGACUCCAGCCGAAUCAGAGACGCCGCAUUCCUCACAGAGCGUUGUAGUCUUGAAUGAAGCACAAACUGAGAAAGGGGAAAGAGCAGAAAAGGCGGCGCACCAGGAACCAAGGACCCGACGAGUCACGAAAACCAACAACGCAGCAGCAACAACAGGCUCUUUGGAUCAUGUCGUGCACCCAUUUGACGAGGCAACACUGAGAUAUCUGCGCAAAUGGCUCCACAUCGCUGUAGGGGUCUUGAUCUUCAUCGUCCUGAUCACGUUCGUCGUGUGGCCCAUGCCGCUCUACCGCGACUACAUCUUUACGCGCUCCUUCUUCACCGGGUGGACGACGGUCGCCAUCAUCUGGCAAUUCUUUGCCCUGUUUGCUGUGGUGAUCUACCCUGUGUGGGACGGCCGUCAUGCAAUUGCCAAAUCAGUGCGGGGACUCGUAUCGAAUCUGCGAAAAUAG
Messenger RNA from Rasamsonia emersonii CBS 393.64, 2082 nucleotides. Its product is annotated as SSS family solute:Na+ symporter. The transcript is spliced from 3 exons. Gene Ontology annotation, cellular component: plasma membrane. Gene Ontology annotation, biological process: urea transmembrane transport. NCBI's taxonomy places the organism in Eukaryota, Fungi, Ascomycota, Eurotiomycetes, Eurotiales, Trichocomaceae. Gene Ontology annotation, molecular function: urea transmembrane transporter activity. The record is from RefSeq and is a predicted model, not a curated record. The coding region runs from base 1 to 2082 and encodes 693 amino acids.